Molecule: messenger RNA, 942 nt
Organism: Spea bombifrons (plains spadefoot toad)
Lineage: Eukaryota; Metazoa; Chordata; Amphibia; Anura; Pelobatidae
Product: olfactory receptor 10A4-like
Exons: 1
Coding region: 1-942 (313 amino acids)
Biological process (GO): G protein-coupled receptor signaling pathway
Cellular component (GO): membrane
Molecular function (GO): olfactory receptor activity; G protein-coupled receptor activity
Source: RefSeq, a predicted model, not a curated record
AUGGGAAGAAUCUUUUACACCAACGUGACUGAGUUCAUCCUUCUGGGAUUCUCCGGGUUUUCUCCUUUCCUUCAGAACGUUCUCUUCACCUUCUUUCUCUUUGGCUACGUUCUCACGUUGUUUGGAAACGGUCUCAUCAUUCUCACUGUUACAUUAGACCAUGGUCUUCACACCCCUAUGUACUUCUUCCUGAGGAACCUCUCAUUCCUUGAACUCUUCUUCACCACUGUCACGGUUCCUAAGGUUCUGGACGACUUGCUGUCUGAGACGAGGUCCAUCUCCUUUGUUGGUUGUGCUGCUCAGAUGUUUGUUUUCUUUGCUAUCGCAAUAUCUGAAUGUGUUUUCCUCGCUCUGAUGGCCUUUGACCGAUAUAUGGCCAUCUGCCACCCCCUGAGGUACAUGUAUGUGAUGAACCCAAACAUUUGCGUGCAGUUGACGGCUGGAUCAUGGAUGAUUGGGUUCUUGGUGUCUUUUGGGAACACAUGCUAUAUUUUCAGCCUCCCCUACUGCGGCUCUAACCUGGUCGCUCACUUCUUCUGCGAUGCUUCUCCUGUGCUUAACCUGAUCUGUGGUGACACCUUCAAAUUUGAACUCUUUAUCUUAGUUGUCUGUGUUGUUGGGGCUGCAAUCCCAUUCCUUCUCAUUCUUUGCUCAUACAUUAACAUCCUGUCCUCCAUCAUGCUCAUCCACUCCGCUGAAGGACGUCACAAAGCUCUGUCUACGUGUGGCUCACAUCUCACCUCUGUUUUUCUCUUCUAUGGGACGUCCAUGUUUGUUCAUCUCCGUUUAGGGUCAGACCUGUCCCCAGUUAAUGAUAUGAUGUUGGCUUUAUUCUAUUGCAUCAUAAUACCAGCCCUCAAUCCUCUGAUCUAUAGUCUAAGGAACACGGACAUGAAGAAGGCUCUCCGGAAGCUCAUUUUGAAUCCACUGAAAAGUUAUUAA